Messenger RNA from Ilex paraguariensis (yerba mate), 1760 nucleotides. NCBI's taxonomy places the organism in Eukaryota, Viridiplantae, Streptophyta, Magnoliopsida, Aquifoliales, Aquifoliaceae. The record is from the annotation of a GenBank genome assembly.
CCCAAAUAGUCUCAGCAACCCAUUUCUUAUCUUUCUGUGUUAUCCUCAACAAUGGUAGAGAAAAUGUCUCUGCUGCUGUUCUCUUUUCUUCUACUCAGUACAGGCAAUGGGGUUUACAGCUUUGGAGAGAAGAAACUCCUCUCAUUGAACACAUUUCACAGGAAGCAACAAAAUGGUGUUCCUAGUUGUUUCCCUGGAAAAUCAAGGAGAGGAAAUGGUGCAACUAUAUUGGAAAUGAGGCACAGGGACUACUGCUCUGGACCGAUAACUGACUGGAACGAAAGGCUUCAGGAACGCCUAAUCUCCGAUGAAAUUCGGGUUUGUUCCCUCCAAUCCCAAUUCAAAAACAUGGUCUCUGGCCAAAUUCAAGACCUCUCACAUACUCAAAUCCCACUCACUUCUGGUAUCAGACUUCAGACUCUAAACUACAUUGUCACAGUAGAAUUGGGUGGUCAAAACAUGACAGUAAUUGUUGACACAGGAAGUGAUCUUACAUGGGUCCAAUGCCAACCCUGCAAAUUAUGUUACAAUCAACCAGAGCCUCUCUUCAACCCCUUGAUCUCACCUUCAUACCAAUCAGUACAAUGCAAUUCAUCAGUUUGCCAUUCUCUCCUAUUCGCCACCGGGAACUUGGGAAUUUGUGGGACUAAUCCACCAACCUGCAACUAUUUUGUUAGCUAUGGCGAUGGAUCUUAUACUCGUGGCGAUUUAGGAAGUGCAAAUCUGAGUCUAGGAACCACAACUGUGACCAAUUUUGUUUUAGGGUGUGGUAGGGACAAUAAAGGUCUAUUCGGGGGAGCCUCGGGGCUUAUGGGACUUGGCAUGAGUAGUGAUCUCUCAUUAGUUUCCCAAACUUCUGAAAUUUUCGGGGGCGUUUUCUCCUACUGUUUGCCUUCAACAGAAGAUGAGGCUCCUGGUUCACUAAUUCUAGGUGGUGACUCUUCAGUAUACAAGAAUUCAACACCUAUUUCUUAUACCAGAAUGGUUCCAAAUCCUCAGCUCUCAACCUUUUACUUUCUCAACCUCACUGGAACCACCAUUGGUGGGGUGAAUUUACAGAACCCAAGUUUUGGAAAAGCUGAAAUUAUUAUUGAUUCAGGAACUGUGAUCACAAGGCUUCCUCCCUCAAUUUACAAGGCUGUAAAAUCCGAAUUUCUGAAACAACUUUCAGGGUAUCCCACAGCACCAAGUUUUUCAAUCUUGGACACUUGCUUUAAUCUUUCUAGAUAUGAAGAGGUGGAGAUUCCAACAAUAACAAUGCAUUUUGAGGGUGAUGCUGAGCUGAAUGUGGAUGUACAGGGGAUCUUUUACUCAGCAAAAGCCGACGCCUCUCAGGUCUGUUUAGCUCUUGCAAGCCUCUCAUAUGAAGAUGAGAUUGGGAUUAUUGGAAAUUAUCAACAAAGGAACACAAGGGUUAUAUAUGAUACUAAGGGGUCAAAGCUGGGAUUUGCCAAAGAAACAUGCAAUUUUAUGUAAAAGCAGAAAGUAGGGGGUGUAUUGGUGUGAAUAUAUAUUUUCUUGAAAGCAAAGCCAAGUGACCUGUUGGCAAUGAGAUCUUCUUAAAUAGAAGUUUUCUCAGUUUAAUUAUUUGUAGUUGUGGUUGUGUAGUGGGGGGAUGUUAUAAAACAUAUCAAUGCAAUUUAAUUUUCAAGAGUGAGUAAUUGUAAAAAUGCUAACUUUAUGGUGCAUAGAUUUUGAUUUGUUGCUAAUUUGCUGUGUUGGAAAUGGGAAAAAUUACUGCAAACCAAGGCCCAUUUUGG